Molecule: messenger RNA, 2745 nt
Organism: Brachypodium distachyon (stiff brome)
Lineage: Eukaryota; Viridiplantae; Streptophyta; Magnoliopsida; Poales; Poaceae
Product: putative E3 ubiquitin-protein ligase RF4
Exons: 3
Coding region: 65-2446 (793 amino acids)
Source: RefSeq, a predicted model, not a curated record
ACAGCCACGGACAUGACGCAGACGAUCUCGCGUGCCUGCAAGCGCCAGCAGUUGGCAAGCGCAAAUGGCAAAACCCCACAAAAUCCCCAAACCCCCGUCUCCUCCUCGUCUUCUCCGCUCCUCUGCUCCGGCGAAACAGGAUAAAUCUGUCUUGAUCAUGGGUGUUUCUGGCAACAGCAGCUACCCGUGUUCUUCUCAUGUCGGAGAAAGAGAUGAUACAAGUAACACUACAACAUUACUGUCAGAUUUUACUGCUGAUGGAAUGCAAGGGAAUCCCAACAAAGCUAGUUCAUCUUUGGCUGAUGUGAAGCUUGAAUGUGCAUGGUCAAGUGUGCAAGCUUUUGUUGUUGACUAUAUAGCUUCUGAGGAUCUUGAUUUGGGUUCAGAAAAUGAGGCUGUUGAAUCGAAUGGGUUCCAGUAUGCGGGCUGGACUGAGCUAAGGGAUAUUACACUAUACGGCUUACAUGUGUUCUUCACGACUGCUGUUGAGACGAUUUCCCAUGAAGGGUACUCUCAGGACGCUGUUAUUCAUGCCAUUAGAGACUCUACACUCUGUUACCAGUUUGAUGGACCUAUCACCAAUAUUUCAGAUAGGGCACGUGCAUUGUUAAAGAAUGGUCGACAAGUUGAUUCUUCUCUGGGUGAGAAUCUUGAUAUGCACUUGCACAUGUUGGGUCUGUACGUUCUUAGUUGUGCAUCAAGUUUGCUCAAGAAUUAUUUUCCAUUCUUCACUGCGAGCGAUGCAUUAUGGUGCAUUCUGCUCUGUGACAUGGAUAUCUCUAUUGCUUGUGACUUUUCAGUUUCUAUGAGUGGUUAUGGAAAUGAGCAAUCAAAGGGCCUUGUUGUGAACUAUCAGAAUAUAAAUGAGCCUUCAGGAGGAUAUUGUUGUAGUCACUCAGAAACUCCAGGAGGAGCUGUGCUAUCUCAUUCUGAACAAGUGGAAAUUUGGCGAGCUGCGCUAUCUCAAUUUCCUGAACGGAUGUGGAGCAAUGUUUUGACAGAUUAUAUAGCAUUUGAGAAGUCCACAGGGGGAGAUCAAGUUUCUUCAUCUGGUCAAUUGGACAAGUCUUCUACCUUGACUAGGACUGUGGUUACACAGAGCAAAAAGGCAGCUAAAGGCACCAGCAGUAAGAGAAUUCUCAAAGAGAGUAGAUCAAUGAGAACAUUACUUGAAUCUGCUUCUAGCACUUCCACAGGCACCUCAGCGGUAGCCAACACAAAACGCGUACAAUCACCCACAUCUUUUUCAACUAUGCCUCUCUCUAAUCUUUCUUUAGUCAAAAGAAUAGAUGCAUCAACAGUGGUUUCAACUCAUCCAAUUUAUUCUCCUGUUAAACACUCCUCGAGUGCAUCACGUAGUGGAAAGGCAGCAACUAAGCAUCAAACUAAAGCUGAUGCUCUCGUACGCUUCUCUCUCCCGAACACUCCUGCAGAUGGCUUUGAAUUUGAAUUCUCACAUGAUGGGAUGUGGACCAACUGGGUUCCGAAAGACAGGAAAGAGGAGAUGGCUCUAGAUCUAAUUAGACGAUUGGGAGAGCUGAAGCUAGAGGUGAAAGUCUGUGCAGACUGGGCCCAUGAAAGGUUGCAGCAAUCGAUAAAGAGGCUAGAAAUGGAAAAACCUGUUCUUGUAUCCCUCAGAAAGGAAAAGGAAACUCUUGAGUGUGGCGUGCUUAACAGGGAAAGGCUUGAUGAGACACAAAGGGCAGUAGACAGUACUUCAGAUGAGCUUGAACGUGCACAUUGUCUUGAACUGGAGCUUACAGGUAAAAUUGCACUUUCUGCUCGUGAAAAGGAUUCUGCCAAGUUACAGGACAAGCAAUCAGUUGCAAGUCUUGCUGAGAUUUUAAGGAAGGGAAAAGAGACCCUUGAGAGACUGAAGUCUAUGGAAACAGAGAAGAUCCUUUUGCAAGAGGAGCUUGCUGCUGAGCAGAGUAACCUAUGUAAGAUACUAGAAAAUCUUGAACAAGCUAAGGGAUAUAAAGAUAUAUUAAUGCAAAAGAAGGAGGAGGGAGAGAAGAUGAGUGUUGAAGCUAUGAAGCAGGUUGACCUUGCAAGAAAUGAGCUGGAGCGGGCCGAGAUGUCAGCAAGAACAGAGUGUAACAAUGUAAUGUUGAAUGCAGAGAAUGAAAAUAAAAGGUUGAAGGCUAGUGCUAAGGAACUCGAGGAGCUCGUAAAAGGAUUGGAGUUUGAUCUGGCCAGUGGUAGGAGGCCUGAGAGAGCCAUGUUUAUGGGUCGUCCUCCAGGGUUUAGGCCUGAUUCUGUGCUGCAGGAGCGCGAAUGCCAGAUGUGCUUGGAUGAGGAAGUUUCCGUAGUUUUUCUACCAUGUCGGCAUCAGAGCAUUUGCGUGAGUUGCAAUCAGCUUCACCGAGAUAAAGGUAUUACAGAGUGCCCAACUUGCAGAUCACCGGUCGAACGAAGGAUCUGUGCUCGAUUUGCUGACAGUUAGACUUAGAGAGGUGGAUGUACACAUCUGGGAGAGUUCCAACUUCUUUUGCCUAUAUGCAAACUAAAAAUGCGCUGCUUUUUUUUUACAGCAAAAUUGCUGCUAGUUAAAUACAGUACGGAGUAUCAGUUUUGAUGCACAUGGUGAAUAUUAUCGAAAACGGAAAACCAGUUUGGUCGGUUGGACUCCCGAGCUCGUCUGCUAUAUUGAAUUUGUAUCCAGUCGUCAACCUGUCUAGACCUCGAUGUAUUGAAUUUCUAUCGGUUUCCGUAUUCAUUCUGUAUAUCUAAUCUGUUGCGAUA